AACAACAACAAACACAAAGAAAUACAACAAAACCACUUCAUGAAUGUUCUGACCAAAGUAACGCAAACUACGUCGUAAUUAAAACUUCACUCUCUUUGUAGUCGAUCAUCUCAAAGGGAAGGUAUUAGCACAGGCAGCCAGGUUUUAUAAACAAACGCACAAACGAUGUAUAACAAACUUUUAACCAAUUCAAGAACAAUGUUAAUUCUGUAUAGAAUAACCCACAACAAAUCUGAAAGGUAUAUAUAAGUGCAUAUUAUAUGUGUUGCUCCACAUAGAGCUUGUGUCUGCGGAUACAAUAAAAGUUCAGUAUGGGGAGUCGAAGCGACAAAAACACAUGUUCAAUGCAACAUAUUCAACUUGUAUGUGAAGCUUUGAUAAAUUCGAAACAUUUUGAAAGACUUGAAAGGUUUUUGUGGGCGUUACCACAGGGAAAGCAAUUCGAUCAAACAGAAAUUAUCGUUAUCGCUAAAGCGUUUCUUGCAUUUAAAGAACGCAACUUUCAAAGAUUGUAUCAGCUAUUACAGAGUAAUGCUUUCAGCAAAAGGUACCACCGCCAAUUACAAAUUUUGUGGAGGAGUGCACAUUACAUGGAAGCUGAACUACAACGAGGGAAACCGUUGGGAGCAGUUGGCAAAUACAGAAUACGAAGGAAGCAUCCUCUCCCAAAAACCAUCUGGGAUGGCGAGAACAUGUCUUACUGCUUUCAAGAUGAAGCACGUGACAUCUUAAAUGAAGCCUACGCCAAAACAAUCUACCCAACGGCUACAGAAAAACUGACGCUGGCUGAGAAAUCAAAUUUAACUGUGACACAAGUAAGCAACUGGUUUAAAAAUAAACGUCAAAGGGCGAGAGCGAAUAAAGGCAAAAAUGACAAGUUAACAUUCACACAAGACGAAGAAAAAAGACAGAAAGGAUUCUCUUUUAGCAAUGACGUCACAAAAAAUAUCAGACCAAUCGUACUUCAACCGAGACCGAUAUCGCUAGAAACUUUAUACAACGCAAGGAGACCGUAUGCUACAAUAUAUCGACAAUAUCCUCCUCUCAUACCAAUAGGACACAAAAGUCAACCCAUUCCAUUAUCAUCGCAUCAAGCUUUUAUACAAAACCAUAACCGCUCGCGCUCUACAGAAGAAUAUUUUCAUCACAAUAAAGUUGAAUCGCACGUGAAGUAUGUUCCGUGCACAUGCAACAUGGAGCUUUCUAAAGACAGAUUUAGAUUUAGUUUUUAAUCCUAAACUCUGUUAUUGUACAUAAAAAACUUGCAAGAUGUAAAUAGUGUAAAAUAGAAAUACAAGACGUAAAAUGACAGUCUCUAUUUAAAUGACAGGCCGUUUUAAUUGUCAAUCAAAUGUCAAGUAUCCCAUAUAUCUGGGAUUUAAUUAGUCGUUUGCCACUUGGACUCUGGCUGUGCAUUAGUUGUUCAUAUCUCGUUACUACGUGUCAAUAGAAAGCUAUGUCGUAAAGAGGAAUACGCAUCGCUUUUGCGGGAUGUCACAGACGUAGUAUCCACGCCUUUUUUACUGAUUUGUCAUAGGGAGAUAGCAUCGGACUGAUAGCACAAUCAGAAGAGUAAUGGCCUGGCAAGCGAGGAGUCGUGGGUUCAAGUCUAACUUGAUCUAUCAUUUUUGCAACAUUUUGAAAGCUAAUGUGCAGGUUUACUUAUAUCCCAGUUCUUAUUUCAUUUAUCAAAUCUUUUGAUUAGCUAACUUGAACGAAAUUCUGUAACCAUCUAUUAUCUAUCAAAUAUGUGAUAAACAAGUUAACAAGAACCAUGUGUUGCAUUGUACCUCUAAUUAAAAAAAUUAAAAAUUUAAAUUAUAGGUCAAAGCAUUCCUAUAUGUUUGUUUAUUUGUUUUUCGUUUUGUUUUUCAUUUGUUUUGUUUUUUUAUUUGUUUGCUUGUUGGCUUAUCUAUAUAAUAAUACGCCAGUUCUGUGUCUUUGUGACAGGCAAA
Molecule: messenger RNA, 1955 nt
Organism: Hydractinia symbiolongicarpus
Lineage: Eukaryota; Metazoa; Cnidaria; Hydrozoa; Anthoathecata; Hydractiniidae
Product: homeobox protein ceh-33-like
Exons: 2
Coding region: 312-1232 (306 amino acids)
Biological process (GO): regulation of transcription by RNA polymerase II
Cellular component (GO): nucleus; transcription regulator complex
Molecular function (GO): RNA polymerase II cis-regulatory region sequence-specific DNA binding; DNA-binding transcription factor activity, RNA polymerase II-specific
Source: RefSeq, a predicted model, not a curated record